Messenger RNA from Polypterus senegalus (gray bichir), 1193 nucleotides. It is a transcript of the gene serp2, whose product is annotated as stress-associated endoplasmic reticulum protein family member 2. The record is from RefSeq and is a predicted model, not a curated record. Gene Ontology annotation, biological process: endoplasmic reticulum unfolded protein response. Bases 129 to 326 code for a protein of 65 amino acids. Gene Ontology annotation, cellular component: endoplasmic reticulum. NCBI's taxonomy places the organism in Eukaryota, Metazoa, Chordata, Cladistia, Polypteriformes, Polypteridae. The transcript has 3 exons.
CUUCCGUCCGUUUGGCGUUACGUGCGCGUCUCGCAGGUGCUGAAGGACAGCAGCCUCAGCAUCACACGGCUUCACCGCUGCGAGACACGGGGCUGGCGUCAGGGAAGAACUCAGCGCACGGAAGGAAGAUGGUAGCGAAGCAGAGGAUUCGAAUGGCAAACGAAAAGCACAGUAAAAACAUCACACAGAGGGGGAACGUAGCCAAGACCCUGCGACCACAGGAAGAGAAAUACCCAGUUGGACCAUGGCUAUUGGCUCUCUUUGUUUUUGUUGUAUGUGGAUCAGCCAUCUUUCAAAUUAUCCAGAGCAUUCGGAUGGGCAUGUAAGAAUCUUCACUUUUCUGGGGGCUCCUUUCCUCUUUGAAAUUUCAGACACAUGUAGACAGAAAUGAAAAGAAGUGGAAAGGAGGGAACGCAAACAUUUUCUGUGGAUUCUGCCAGCAUAUUCACUUCUACAUGCCUAGACGAGUGGAAUACCCAUGGCAUUAGAGAUGCUUGGCUCUUUUUUUUUUUUAAACUGACGCUGUGGAUUAACCAAAAUGAUUGGCUCUAACAGUGGGGUCUGUGUUUCAUUUUUAUUCACAUGACUAAUGUAUUGUGAAUCUAUGUGAGUGCUCAGUCUCAUGUAUUGAUAUUCAUUUUUAAGAUACAGUAUGUAUGUUUGAUAUAGAGCAAUAGUAAAUUUUGCAAAUAAAAUUUUAUCUGUUUAUUUUUUUCUGUGGCUUGUACACUGACAAGAUGAACAGAGUUCAUGUCCAGAGGGACAAGAAUAAGCCAAUUUUAUGGUGUCUUGUUGGAGGCUGGCUGUCUUAGAAACUCACCAGGUAAAAGCUACACUUUAAACCUUCGUCUGUGUGAUUAGACUACGAACGUGCAGGAUAUACGGUUAGACUGCAGGGUGGAGAAAACUGCACAUCAACAAAGACAGGAAAAAACAAUGGAUGGAGAUGAGAGUGGACAAGUGGGUGAAACAAUUGAUGGGAGGCAGCAUCAUAUGUUGUGGGUGAACUUGAAUGGCCCUUUGAAUGUGGGAAUGACAGUAACACAUAAAAACAACAAAAAGCACUGGACUUUGGGCCUGCAGUCAUUUACUACUGUAUGUGUUUUAAUGGUCUUCAUGAUUAAGCUUGCAUUGUCACAUUGCAAAUAAUCACAUAGGAAUAUAAUAUUUACAUAUGGUAUGGUGGGCUGGCG